UAACACAAAAUAUCUGAAUUCGUGAUGUCGGAAAUGUUCGUUGUGAAUAACACUGCUCAAAACAUGCCAAGUACUGUUCCAGCCUUUCUAACAAAGCUAUGGACACUUGUGGAAAACCCUAUGGUCGAUGAUUUGAUUUGUUGGGGCGAGAAUGGAACUAGUUUCCAUGUUUAUGAUCAAGGCAGAUUUGCCAAGGACAUUCUACCACAUUACUUCAAGCACAGUAAUAUUGCCAGCUUUAUAAGGCAACUAAAUAUGUAUGGUUUUAGAAAAGUUUCUCACAUAGAACAUGGAAUCAAAGAUGAAGCAGAUGACCUAGAGUUCCAACACAUGUACUUCAUUAGAGGCCAGCAACAUUUGUUAGAUAAGAUCAAAAGAAAAAUAGCAGGGACAUCUGCACAAGUGAAAACCGAGCCACUCCAGGAAGUUCCACAACAAGAUCUGGCCAAUGUAAUUACAGAAGUCCAAGUGAUGAGAGAAAAACAAGAAACUGUCAAUACAAAACUUCAGUCAAUGAAGAGAGAGAAUGAGUUAUUAUGGAGAGAGGUAGCCUCUCUCAGACAGAAACAUGUCAAACAGCAACAAAUUGUCAACAAGUUAAUCCAGUUCCUGAUCCAUCUAGUUGGAGGUCGAUCUGGUAUAGGCCUCAAUUUGAAUAGGAAAAGACCUCUUAUGUUGUCAGACUCCAAUCAAGCCUCACCGCCUGCUAAAAUAAAGAAAUAUGCAAAGAAUGAUCUGCCUGUGUAUUCUGUUCAGAGUCCUGAAAGUGCUCAGAAUGCUGAUGGAGGGCCUGUUAUAUCAGAACUACCAGAUCAGGAGGUCUUUAUGAAUAGGAGUCCUGUAAACCAAACAGCAACUUCCAAUUUGUCAGAUAACAAAUCAACAUUAACAGCUGAACCUACAUACACAGCAGAGCAAUUGCCUAACAAACUGGAUUUAUCCUCCAAUGAUUGGAAGCUUCCAUCUGACCUGCUACAUGUAGCCAGUGAUAUACUAGACUUGCAGGAUUUAAAAGAUUUACCUACAGAUCUGAACACACCAUUACCAUCAAUUAAUCCCCCAUUCUCUGGUGACCCUACUACAGAUACUAACUAUCUGUCAGGACUGUUACCAACCACAUCUCCAGAUAGUUCCAUUAAUCAGAGUUUACAGCAAAAAGUGAAACCAGCAUUUGGUAGACAACAGUCAAUACAUGACCUGAAUGAUCAUGUUGACACACUACAGUAUGACUUGGAUGGGUUACGUGAUGUCUUAUCCAGCAAUCAGUACAGUAUAGAUCCAUCAUUUCUCUUAGGGCUUUUUAAAACAGAAUCAACGUUAAAUGAACAAGAUGUAAAUAAUGUGAUCAACAUCAUGGACCCAGACAAUGUAAAAAAUGAUGAUCAUGAACACGAUGAGAAUGGACUCAAUGCUUCAGGUAGUGAACUGGUUCAAUACAAGCCAGAUGUGUUACCAGAUUUGUUUGACUUGGCCAGUCUAACGAAGGAUGACGAGGAUGUGAUAACUAACUCAUUGGGGGAUGUGGGUGACAUUCCUGAAAUGCAAAGAACAUUUACUCAACAGCAUGUACCAGCUGAUGAUUUGGAUUAAAGUGUUGAUGUAACUUAUUGUUGAUAUUUGAAUUUGUUAGGGAAUACUUUUGUUGAAUUUGAUGAAAACAAUAUGUACUUAGCUUUUCAACAAAAUUAUGUUAGUGAGUUGGAAUGUAUAUGAAUUUGAUGCAAUGUUUUUGGUUAGAGAUGUUUUUCUUGAGAAAAAUCAAAUUUGAUAUGAAUAAAACUAUGUCUUUCAAUAAUUGCCUAUGAACAAAGUUUGAAAAUAUUAAUUUAUUUCAUUUGUUAAAUUAAAUAUAGUACAUAAUGGCCACUAUAGUUGGAGCUUUAAUAAAAUAUUUUUUUCUAUCAUUUUUAAAUUAAAGAGGAGAUGGGCAGCAGUUGUUAUGUUAAAUCAUUUUCAAAUACAUAUGGCUUUGUAGCUUUAUUUAUUCAAUCAUGCACAGGGUUGAAGCCAUAGAUAAGUCAUUGAAGUUUAUAAUCAAUAAAUGGAUAAAUUUUGGCCAAACAAAUGAUAAGUGAGUUCUAAUAUUGAUAGGGAAUUAUGUGAAAUUACAAGAACUAUACCAAAGAUCAUAAGUCAGUGAAUCUACAUCAUUUGGUCACUGGUGGAGAGCUGUCUCAUUGGCAAUCAAACGACAUCUUAUUUUUUAUAUAAAUGCGUUUAAAAGGUUAACUCAUUUUAUUUGCAUCAAUCAGCUAUACUGAAUACAUCUCUUGCUUUACUGUUAUUUUAUUUAUUUCUGUUGUGAUGUGUUGCCAAACCCUUUUUCUACUAAUGCAGAAAAAAUAUAUCACCAUGGAAAAAGUUGAUUUCUUGUAACCUUUUUCUCUUCAGGAGAAAACAUUAGACACCACAGUUUAAAAUGCAUUGUCCUGAAAUGUUAAGUUGGUUAUAAGUAGUGAAGUUUUUAAAAUUUGGAGAAAAGUUGGGCAUCCUUGGUUAUGGUAAUAAAAUGUUGAGGUCAGUGUUAGGAAAAUGUUUCAGUGCAAUUUGUCUUUUGGGACAAUGUUCUUAUUUGUGAGAGCUUAACAUUCUGCAAAUCAAAAAACAUCAUUUUCAUUAUAGAUCAGUUACCCUUAUCAGUUUAAACACUAAUGAGUUUAUUUUGUUUCUAUUCAUUUGGUACAUUUUUAUGCCCCACCUACGAUAGUAGCAGGGGCAUUAUGUUUUCUGGUCUGCACGUCCGUCCUUCCGUUCGUCUGUCUGUCCCACUUCAGGUUAAAGUUUUUGGUCAAGUCAGGUUAAAGUUUUUGGUCAAGGUAGUUUUUGCUGAAGUUGAAGUCCAAUCAACUUGAAACUUAGUACACAUGUUCCCUAUGAUAUGAUCUUUCUAAUUUUAGAGUUUUGACCCCAAUUUCACAGUCCACUGAACAUAGAAAAUGAUAGUGCGAAUGGGUCAUUUGUGUACUAUGGACACAUUCUUGUUUUUCUUUUGAUACAGUACUCACAAAGUUACAAAUUUUACUGAUGUGAUUUAAAAUACACUAGAUAUUUAGGUACAGGGAAACUUGUCUGAAAAGAACCCCCAAAAAACUGAAAACCUGAAUUAUUAGACCCUUCGAAAAAUGAAAAUCUGUCAGAACUGAAAAAAUGGAAACCAGUCUGAACUGAACCCCAAAAAUUGAACCUGUGGAAAGCUUGUGUUAGGACAAAUUGUGAAUAUUGUUGUAAUAGUAAGUUAACCUGUCUAAUCAAAACAAAAUUUGCAGUCCCAAAAGGAUUUGUUUCAAACAGGUAACAGUGCGUUACAGGGUUUUAUUUACUGCUGUUACUUUUCUAUCGGUCUGAAAGACUUUAUUUGUGUGAGAUAUUGUUGUGUUGGGCUGUUUAGAAUUUGUAGACUGUCUGACUAAAGCCAGCCCCACUAUCCACUUGUGUUUGUGGAUAGUGGGGCUGCCUUUAGUCAGACUGGAUGUUUUGGAUAAAUAAACAUAUUUCUCUGGAGUGAAUAACUUGAAUGAUGAAAACUGAGUGUUGCUGCUUUAUAGAAAUAUUAUACUUGUCAUAUCUCAUUAUUUGUCAAGUGAGUUUUCCCAAUUUUUAUUGCCUAGUUAUAUAUAUGUCAUGUGACAUUUUAUUUGUUAAUGUCUAUUUUUAACAUAGUCCUAUAGCUCAUAGGAGAUAGAGGUCUCUCUUUCUCCUUUCAUGUUUUGAAAAAAAGGU
Messenger RNA from Mytilus californianus (California mussel), 3720 nucleotides. Its product is annotated as heat shock factor protein-like. Gene Ontology annotation, molecular function: DNA-binding transcription factor activity; sequence-specific DNA binding. Lineage: Eukaryota; Metazoa; Mollusca; Bivalvia; Mytilida; Mytilidae. Gene Ontology annotation, biological process: regulation of DNA-templated transcription. Bases 25 to 1590 code for a protein of 521 amino acids. The transcript is spliced from 13 exons. The record is from RefSeq and is a predicted model, not a curated record.